Molecule: messenger RNA, 718 nt
Organism: Fusarium odoratissimum NRRL 54006
Lineage: Eukaryota; Fungi; Ascomycota; Sordariomycetes; Hypocreales; Nectriaceae
Exons: 2
Coding region: 243-515 (90 amino acids)
Source: RefSeq, a predicted model, not a curated record
UGCGGAAUAUCGUCGCGUAGUAUUAUGGCUUGGGAGUAAUCUCGUACAGUCAGGUAGACAGGCCCUUGAUCAGGGAACUCAACGCUUUUGGUGUGAGCUGUCAAGUAUAAAGAGGCCAUCAUCCUCCCUCUUGGACUCAAAAUCCUCAUCAACACUCAUCAGCAUCUCCAACAGCAUCCUCAACACCUUCAAACACUUCACUCACUCCCAAAACCAACUCUUUCAACUCAACUCCAUUCAAAAUGCAGUUCACCAAGAUCGCCUCUGUCCUCGCCAUGGCCGCCGCUGCCAUCGCUGCUCCCGCUCCCGGCAACUACGAGGUCGAGCCUCGCACUGGCGGUGGCAACAACCAGCCCGCCUGCUCUGCUCAGAGCCAGCAGGUUUGCUGCACCGGUCUCAGCUGUGUCGUCCAGGUUCUCGGCGGUUGCUCGACCAGCUCUUUCUGCUGCAAGACUGAUGCCCCUGAUGGCGCUCUCGUCAACGUCGCUCUCCUCAACUGUGUCAACCUUCUCUAAGUGACACGCCUCGGCGACUUGACUUAUUCCAUGGAGUAAGCAGUUGGAUAUUGGGGCACACAUGGUAUGAAGGAUCUGACGGAGAAAGCCUAUGCCAGCUACUCCGUAUGUCAAUAGGCAGUGUUGAUGUUUGUAUUUACUUCGAUGACCUUAAUUCUGAGGUUGAAUAUACAUACAGGGGUUAUAUACUUGACUUGACUUGA